Amborella trichopoda is the source of this 1461-nucleotide messenger RNA. The record is from RefSeq and is a predicted model, not a curated record. Lineage: Eukaryota; Viridiplantae; Streptophyta; Magnoliopsida; Amborellales; Amborellaceae.
AUGAACCAAAAGAAACAAAGGAGGAAUAGUGACAAGAACAGGGGAGCAGUGUUUGAAGGCCCAAAAAGCUACCCAAUUUUGGGUUGCACCCUGUCCUUUAUUGCAAAUAGGCAUAGAGUGUCUCAAUGGAUCACAGAGCUCCUUAGACUCUCGCCAACCCAAACCAUUGUCCUAAAGAGACUAGGAGGCAUACACCAAAUAAUUACUGCAAAUCCUGCCAAUGUGCAGCAUAUUCUCAAGUCUAAGUUCCCUAACUACCCAAAAGGCCAAUUUGGUAGGGAAAUUAUGGCUGAUUUCUUAGGCCAAGGCAUAGUAAAUUCUGAUGGAGAGCCUUGGAAAUUCCAAAGGAAGAUUGCUAUCCAUGGGUUCAACACCAAAUCCUUGAAAAAAUUCAUCCAUCAUGUGGUUGAAGAGGAGCUCUUCACACGUUUGAUUCCUCUCUUAGAGAAGGCAGCCAUGGAAAACAUGAUCCUAGACCUUCAAGAUGUACUAGAGAGCUUUGCAUUUGAUAACAUAUGCAACAUAGCAUUUGGUUGGGACCCCUGUUGUCUACACGUGGACGCUCUUCUCGAGUCAGAGUUUGCAGAGGCCUUUGACUCCGCGGCUACCCUAAGUUCUGAGAGGUUUCGAUCCCUUGCUCCAUGGUCAUGGAAACUAAAGAGAUUAUUCGACAUCGGAACUGAGAGAAAGCUUCGCAUAUCGAUAGAUAAAGUCAAGGGACUAGCAAUUGAACUAAUUCAAAGAAAGAAAGCAGAGGCAAGACCAACAGGCAUCGAAGUAGAAGAUCUACUCUCAAGGUUCCUAAAUGCAGGCAUCGAUGAAGACAUCAUCAGAGAUAUUGUGAUAUGCUUUGUCUUAGCAGGGCGGGACACUACCUCCGCUGCCUUAACAUGGUUCUUUUGGCUUCUAGCCAGACACCCACAUGUCGAAGAAGCAAUAAUUAAAGAAAUUGGACAUAAAGAUGGUAUAAAUAUGGGCUUGGAUGACAUUAAGGAUUUGAAUUAUCUUCACGCUUCAAUAUAUGAAAGCAUGAGGCUUUAUCCACCUGUUCCAGUCGAUACGAAAGAGGCGGCAAGAGAAGAUGUCUUACCAGAUGGAACAAAGGUGAGGAAGGGGAGUAGGGUCAGUUAUCAUCCUUAUGCUAUGGGGAGGAUGGAGGCUUUGUGGGGUAAGGACUACGAGGAUUUUAAGCCAGAGAGGUGGUUGGACAAGGAGAAUGGGAUGUUUGUUCCAUGUGAUAGUUUCAAAUAUGCGGUGUUCCAAGCAGGGCCAAGGAUAUGUAUGGGAAAGGAGAUGGCCUUUGUACAAAUGAAAACGGUUGUGGUUGCAUUGCUCAAGAGGUUUAGAAUUAGGAUCGCAAAUUCGAACUUCAAAGCUGUUUAUGUAUUGGGUCUCACCUCGAAGAUGGAAGGUGGUUUUUCUGUGAGGAUUGAGAAGAGAAGUGAAAAGGUACUAGCUUGA